CGCCAGACAAAGCAUCUGCCCGCAGGCUGCUUCCUUCCCUCUGGAGGUGAAGAUCUUUCCUCUUGCGGCUUCGGAAGAGGAGACAAGACGCUGGGAAGCAGACCCACAAGCAAGAAAGUAACACGGUGAAAGAACAUCUCCUGGAGAUGAUGCAUCCGAUCAUCCAGUCCUUACUCAAGCAAGACGCCCAUUGACUCCAUCUGAAGAAGUGGGUUUUCUACCCACGAAAGCUUAUACCCAAAUAAACCUGUUAGUCUUUAAGAUGCCACCGGACUCCUUGUUGUUUUUACUGACUCCAGUGAGAGUUUUGCAUGUGAAAGAACUGCAAGACUGGCCUGAUAUUUCCUUCCAUAGGUGGAGAAUCCUGGACUUUUUCUUUUCUUCAUUACAGACAUUUCGUUCUACCUUUCCAACCACUUUAAUUACUUUCUCAAGAAGAUGCCAACAGACAGGCUGUGGCUGUGUGACAAGGAAAUCCCUUAAAAAUGAAAAAGUUCACGCUGUUCGAUUUUGUAAAUGAUAAUUUGCUACAAAUUGGAGAGACUUCAUGGAUUCAGGAUCUUCCCAGUGAUGACAGUGAACUAGAAGGACUCCUGAAACCAAAUGAGCAGGUGCUAGUUAACUGGCCUGUGGGAGAAAGAAAGACAGAGAAACAUUUAGUAAAAGUAGUGUACAUGAGUGAUGACCCUCAAGAGCUAGUUGAGAUGAUGCAGAAGAUAUUGCAAGCGGAUGAAAUUACAAAAAUACAAGUUCUUGGAAAAGGCAAGAGGAAGAGGAUUGAGAUGAUAUUCUCAGAGAGUGAAGAUAGUGACCUGGACAAAGGCCAGGGGAAAAUGAUGAAGAGUAUAAAAAGAAAGAAAUCAUUACAGGCCUCUGCCUCUGCCAACAUCCUGAGUCAACUUGAAACAUCUUUAAUUAACAAACAGAGAGAACCGUAUUCUGGAAAUGCCUUUCUGUACAGCGAAAGCAGUAGUGAUGAUGAGGAGCCCUUGUUUCAGUUAUCCAAAGUGGAACUACGUGCCAAAAUAAAAAGUCUGAAAAGGAAACUGACAGAUACCAUGAGAGAAAACUGUCGCCUACGGCAGUCACUGGUCAUGCUUCAAGUGUUGCCACAGGCAGUCACACAUUUUGAGGAACUGGUAGGUAUGGCUGAGGCCCUGCUCAAAGGGGGAGUGACCACAUCUGCCUCCAGUAUUCAUUCACACACCGUCGGGAAAGCAUCAAACAGUUCUUUAUCAGAUUCAUAUGCAACUAUCCACAGUAACUCCAAUUCACCAGUAGCAUUGAACAUGGAGGAAGAGGAGCAACAGCCUGAGAAACAGUUCAAGAUUGAAAAAUGGCAGAUUGCCCUUUGUAACAAGAGCAAGCCUCAAAAGUUUAUAAAUGAUUUGAUGCAAGCCCUUUAUACACAUGAAUACAUGGCCACGCAUAGUCUGACAGGUGCAAAAUCCUCCUCUUCGAAGGAUAAAGCGGCAAAACCAGCAAUGAAUCAGAAUGAAGUUCAGGAAAUCAUAGGAAUCACAAAACAGUUAUUUCCAAAUACAGAUGAUGCUUUAAUUAGGAGAAUGAUGGGGCAAAAGCUAAACAAUUGCACCAAGAAGCCAAUUUUAAGCAAAGAUUUUAAUUCAGUUGUUUUUCAGAAGCAUAGCUUUUGUGGUGCCAAGAGGCCCUAUUUAUGGACUGGAGGGGCCAUCUGUACUAGAUAAUGUAUAACGCUAAGACUAUAACCAAACAAUGGGCCCUGCUCCAAAGAGUUUACAAUCUAACAGAUACCUUGGAAACUAAUUCAAUACCAUAUCAACCAGCUUCAGUCCCAAAUACUGGCAAACAUGAGAUACCCAGCACAUGUUUAUAACUUGUAUCACUAAACAAAAUCAGAGUUUCACAGAUAUUCAACUUAGACAGAGGCACCAUGCCAUGAAAAUUCUGACCUUGGAUAGGGGAUUCUGGGGAAUCACAGUGGGGCUGCAGGUGGGCAGGCAGUAAAUACAUCUGAAACAUAAUAAGAAAAUUUAUUUUUAUUCACUUAAGUGUAGCACUGGAGGGGGCGUAUUUCGAUCUGGGAGAGGGGUUUCAAUUGUUUCUUCUGUAGCUGCCACUUCAGAAUUCAGCUUUCCAUCUCUGAGUCUUAAGUCAUUCUUUCAGACCUUCAUCCUCUGUAGCCCAGUUUGCAUAUUACAUUGAUCAAAGUGGCAAACAAUCGAGGGUUUGGGCUUUUUACUUUUUAUUGAUCUGAAUAUUUUACAAGACAUUCUGUGUGGUAGUAAAACAGAGAUUACAUACAAACAAAACUACACAAUCCAUAGUCACCAAAAACUCACAGAUACAAAAUUCUCACUGGUCCCAGAGAAAAAAUAAAAGCAUUAACAGUAAAAUACAUAUAGUCUGUUUUCAUCUCCUGUCUAUGAAUAAACACUGAAGGUGAGAUUUUGUGCUGCGCCUCUAAGAGGGGCAGCACAGAAUUCACAGCCCAGGAUGUGCCUGAUCCUGGGCUGCUCCAGUGGAGUGGCCCCCAGUAUAAUUUAGACCACCUUGGAAGCUUAUCUAUGUUACAGCAGCAACCCCAUGCUGCUGUAUGAACCACUGUGAUGUUCAGAAUUUUAUCUGAGCAAUACUGUACAUUACGGCCUCACCUCUAACACAUCUCUACAUUCACCAGUCCUACCCCUGGCAUGCCCUUUACACCAGGGCUUACAAAUGGGCCCUUAGAAAGCAGCCGUACAGGGGAUGCACCAGGGGAACUCCAGCAACCAAGUACAAGACUUUUAGGAUAUGCUACACAGCAAUGUAAGCCUAGGGUAAGUGGGACUCAAGUCAGGUCAGGGAACCCAGGGCUUGAUCAUCUACAUUGCAUUUUAACCCUCGGUUAAGAAUUUCCUGACCCAUGCUCGAACCUAGGGCUCUGGUGUCCACACUGCAGUGCACAGGCAUGAGUCAAAGUAAACAUAUUCCAAAGUGCCUAGUACCCCCUGACCAAUGUCAACACUCUACUCCUUCAAAAAUGGUGCAUUGUGGGAAAACUGUACCGUCCACCUGCUUCCCCAACUGUGACCGUGCUAUUGAUGGUACUCAGCUGUCCAUAAGGAGCACAUGAGAACAUAAACUGCAUAAUUAGCUCCCCUGGUGACAGUCUCAGUAGAAUGACUGUGAUUUGAGAAGGCUUUACACUGAACUACCAUCUAAUCUGAGAAUUGGGCUCUCCACCUCUAGGCUGAGUCACAUUGGCUGGAAAUUGCCCCUGUGCACCUGUUCUGAGGAUAAUCAGGACAUCAGUCUCCAGGGCUGUCAAACUAUUAAAAUGAAACUUUGCAAUUCUUCAUUUUUAAAAUGGGACAAACUCAGUAAAGGAGGUUUUGUCUGGCUGGUUUUUGUUUUUUGAAAAUCAAGGUUUCAGAGGAAAAACACAUACACCAGUCUGGUGCAGUGCAGUGUGCUCCAGCACACCCUGGGGAACCUUAUACUUGCUCCUGCUGCACCAUUGGCAGGCAGGGAUAAAGGAUUCCCAGGGCGGCUGCAGGGAAGUUUUGGGGCUGGCUCCCACUCUCUGCCCUUACAGUGCAUGCUGCCCAGACACCUCUGCACACAUAGCCUCAGGGUGGGCCAGGAGCAAGGGCCAGAGAAUGAGCAGGACCAAGCGGCUGCCCUCCAGAGAGAGGGAGAAGAGCUUCCAGCUCAGCAGGGGAGGAGGGCGACCCCCAACAUUGUGGCUGCUCUCACCCCCUGCAGGAAAGCCGCUUGGUCCCUGCUCCACUCUCUAGCCCCCUCUUGCCCUCCAUGGGCUGUGUGUGCAGGGGCACCUGGGCUGCAUGCACUGCCGGGGAGGCAAGUGAGAGCCAGCCCCCAAAUUUCCCCACAGCAAGGAGGAGCCAGAGCCACCACAAGGGGAGGCUGUGGGGAGGUUUUGGGGCUAACUCCCAUUCACCACCCUGACAGUGCAUACAGUCCAGGUCCUCCUGCACACACAGCCCCAGGGGGGUCCGGGAGCAAGGGACAGAGUGGAGCAGGAACCAAGUGGCUACCCUGCAGGGACGGGGAAGCAGCAGAGCUUUUGGCUCAGCACAGCCAGAGGAGGGAUGGACCCCAACGUCCUAGCAACUGGGAGUUGCCUCCCACUUGUCAGCUUUGCCCCCUGCUCAGGGCAAGUUCUACACAGCAGCCAGGAGGAGCUGGACCUACCACCACGAGAGGAGCAGGAAUGAGGAGCGCGCUUGGCCAGGCAAUAAUGGCGCUUCCAGUCACUGCUCUGGCUGCCUGCAGUGCUGCUGUUCUGCCGCAGGGAACUCUGGGAUACACCCGGAGGACUUCCGGGACCUGAGUCAAGCACACAGGAAAGCAAUAGGGCUCAGACCUCAGGUCCCAGUUUAACACUGGCUCAGACCAUCCAGUGGGACCUGGGAGCUCUAAGUUAAUACAAUUAGUGGAUGGGUGCAGGGAGGAUUAGUCUUGAGCCCAGGCUCAAGCCCAGGUUUACAUUGCUGUGUAGACAUAGCCUUAGGAACCCUUUAUGCUGCACUGAUCCUUGUAUCUGGUGUAAAGGGGCUGGAGAUGAGGUAAGGAUCUCACCCUACAAUAUUCUAGUCAGGUAGAAGAUAGAAUUCUGAGGCAAUCUAACUGUAAUCUGUCGUCUGGCUGUAAGACCAUGUAGGGAAGUGUAGAGCUGGUCUGCUGACUGCUCUUUAUUCAGAACAAGUAGAUUUCAUUAGCUUCACUAAGGAACGGAAAAGGCCAGAGUCUCUCUGAGACAAAAGAGGGGAUCCACAGAGGAGUAGGACUUCCAGCAGAGAUGGACCAUAUUCCCCAUUCAGGAGGGUUUGGGACUUAGGCUUGUGACCCUGAUCCUGCAAUUCUGUGACUGGUCAUAGGGAUUUACUCACACAGUUCUCAGGACUAGACUGGUAACUACAGUCUUGCCUUAAGGUUUUGUUACUUUAAUUAUGAAUAAAGAUUAACCCGAGGAAGGGAGGCUUGAGUUUAGCAGUAUCAGCUGUAUGGAUAAUGUAUUUGCUGCCCCUAGAGUUUGGUGUCCUCUAUAAAUAUGAUCACUGUUGAAUUUAUGCUAAAAGAAAUAUCCAACAAAGAAAGAGAUGAAGCAGCCAUAUAGGAUAAAAAGACGUACUCUAUAUUUUGUAGUUUAAUUGGUCCAAUAGUAAUCCAAAUCCUAUUACAGUAUUUGACUGCACUAUAAAUUGUAAGAAGCUUGAAAACUAACAGACACUGCACAAAUCUGUUAUGAUACCUACUACUCACCAAGCCUCAUGGAAGUGCUCCACUGACCACCAGUUUACUACUUGAGAACCACUGAGAUAACAGCAAGUGAAAGAAUUUUCAUAUUUGUUUUUUCCUCAUUGGAUAACCAAUAAGGCAAUACGUAACCCAAAAAAUAUAAAUACACCAGCAAGGAUAGAAUACAACUUACUGUAUUGUAUAUUUUUGCUAUUUCUCCCAAGGAUGAGAAGGCCCCUUAAAACAAUCAUUAUGCUUGUCUACAUGGGAGGUUAUUCCUGAUUAACUCCAUUUGUGGAUGGAGAAUAAUAAUAGUGCCUUAUUGCAAAUAAACUUAAUCCACUUCCAAAACGGAGUCACAGUGGGUUACGUUAAUUUAGGAUAAAACAUUCUUUUUCUGGAAUACUAGCAUCUACACAUGGAGAUAAUCAGGAAUAGUUUAUCUGUUUUAAACUCACACACUACUUUAUUCUGGAUUAAUAUUCAUGAUUAGCCCUUUGUUAUCUGUAUUACAAACCAUGUGUCAGUUCACUAUAAUAUUCUGUUUUGUUUCAUGAAAGCAGCAAUAGCCUCAAACAAUGUUAUAAAACUAUCUGAAAAUCGGAAAGUAUAUUUUUAAAAAAUUCACACAGGUUGUGAAAAAUAAUAUAAACACUAUGUAAGCUGUAGCUCACGAAAGCUUAUGCUCAAAUAAAUGUGUUAGUCUCUAAGGUGCCACAAGUACUCCUUUUCUUUUUACUAUAUACAUUAUAAGAAAAGGAGACACACUUGGUCUCCAUUGUGAGUACUGAAUGCUCAUAGAGUUUAAUGCCAGAAGGGACCACCAAAUCAUCCAGUCUGAUCUCCUGAAUAUCACAGGUCACCAACACCACCCAGACCAGUACACUAAACCCAAGAACUGAAAAUAGAACAAAGUAUUACAGCCCACAGGAUACUAAUCUAUUACACGCCACAGGCAGAGAAUAGGAGGGAUCAAAGUGCACCAAUGCCCAAGGCCCCUGCAAUGGCAGGGAAUUGAUUCUUUUAUAUCCAUCUCUUUUUUCUGGCCUGAUGAUCUACAAACUUUGCUGCUUUCUUGCUUCCUCUGCUGUGUAAAGACAUAAGUAUUCCUGAAACUAUGGCAGAUGGAGCUAGAUAUAAUACCAUCAUAACUUUCCCAAUUGUUUUUUAAUAAUUAAAAGGGAAGGUCUUUUGGCAGUAAGUAUUUGUAAAUAAUACUUACCAUCCCUUUUAAAAAAUGCAUUUAUAUCCAAUACAAUGCUCAUUGAAACCAAUGGUAAAACUUCCACUAAUCCAAUGCAUGCUGAUCAGAAUGUAUAAGAGCUAAGUACUGUUAUUUUUAUUUUAUUAACAAAAAGAGUAUUAUAUAAUUAAGUAUCACAGUAUCUUUAUAAUGUAGAUUAUUUUUCCUUUAAAAAGUACUUAGUAAUAAUAUCCUAGAUGGAUUGGGCUAUACACAAAAUUAAAGACGAACAUGUCUUUUUUUAUUCUUUGACCACUCGUUCCUAAAGUCUUCUGGCCCUAAAAAGUCUGUAUCAACUCUGAUUUAAAAGUACUUCCAACAUCUGUAUAGUCAAACACAAGUCUCUAUUGAUUCAGUUAUAACAACGAAGGAAGAAGCUAUAAAUAAAAUAACAGUGCUAGUUGAGGUAUCCUCUAAGAACUAAAGAUUGGGUAUCAGUUUCCAGUAAUAUUAUAUUUGGGCAGUAGGGACAAGAUGAACCUCUGAAUUCUCCUAUUAUAUAUAUAUAGGUCAUUGCCCUGCCCAAAUUUCCACUAAUGUAAAAUUUGCUUACCCAAAGGGAAAAAAAAUUUUCAAGAUAAUUAUUUCCAAAAUGGUCAAUUGAGAAUGUAAAACCAUACUCCAGAAUUAGAAAAGAGAGAUUUAAAAGUUCUCAGUAGAUCUGUAGCCCCUUCAGUACACGACCCCAAAAUGAAGUGCUGGGAAGAGAGGCCAAGAAAAAUAGAGCCGAUAAUGUAAUGCUGCAGUAACAACUCAUCCAUAGGCCAAUAACCAAUUCAUUCUGGUGGCACAGCUGGGAGCAAAUUAAAAAAAAACAUCAAAAUCCAGGCCACAAUUCAGAGCUACAAAUGCUUCACUACUGGGUCCUAAGCGGAGAGAAAAAAACUUCAUCUGAAAACCAUCAGGCUGAGGAGACACAAGGAAAAAGAGACAGUGCCAAGGGAGGACAUGAGCUAAAGUUAAAUAAACAGACUCGGCAGCAGUAGGAGUCUCAAAACUAUUUUCAGUAACCCCUUGUUUAGAUAUUAAUUGUCUCAACAGUGGUUCGCCAGCUCCUCCUCCCAGCACUCAGGACACCAUCCCAUCAGCUCCUGUUUCCAGUG
Molecule: messenger RNA, 7569 nt
Organism: Dermochelys coriacea (leatherback sea turtle)
Lineage: Eukaryota; Metazoa; Chordata; Testudines; Dermochelyidae
Gene: BEND6
Product: BEN domain containing 6
Exons: 10
Coding region: 486-1706 (406 amino acids)
Biological process (GO): negative regulation of Notch signaling pathway; positive regulation of neuron differentiation
Cellular component (GO): nucleus
Molecular function (GO): transcription corepressor activity; DNA binding
Source: RefSeq, a predicted model, not a curated record